AGGCAAUCACAGCACAGGACAAAAGUUUAGAGCAGCGAUAUGCAGACGAACGGACAGCGCACUUUCCCACCGAGUUUUUGUUCACCUGUGCGCCGGGCUGAGUCCUCCUAACUGUGUCUUGAAAGUGAGACACAGGCUGCACUGAGGGGAACAUAAGGAGACGACGAAGGCGCUUCAGCAGGGAAAGAAGUGCCGUGAGAAAGAAACCAUCUCUCUCUCACACACACACACACACACACACACACACACACACACACACACACAGACACACACACAACCACAGCCGCGCCCGGAUCGCAUCCUACAGCACAGCGCUCUCCCUGCUCUCCUGCUAUAGCAUGGCCAGUUCGAGUAAAGCGACUUUAAUCUUGCUCGUCUACGGAAUCUUAAUGCACUACAGCGUCUUCUGCACACCUAUCGGACUAAGUUACCCUAAGAUUAGACUCGACAACGACGCCUUCGAUGAGGACGGGAACUCAUUGUCCGACAUGGGUUUUGAUGGCGAUCAGAUUGCUAUACGGAGCCCGCCAUCCUUAAACGACGACGCGUACACUCUCUACUACCCACCAGAGAAGAGACCAGAAAGGCAUGCUGAGGAAGAAUUAGAUAGAGCCUUGAGGGAGAUCCUGGGUCAGUUAACAGCGAGACAUUAUCUGCAUUCUCUGGUGACAAUUCGUGCAGGUGAAGACAACAGCAUGGAGGAAGAGUCAGAGCCCUUAUCCAAAAGACAUUCAGAUGGGAUCUUCACCGACAGCUACAGUCGCUAUAGAAAGCAGAUGGCCGUGCAGAAAUACCUGGCAGCGGUUCUGGGAAGAAGGUACAGACAGAGAGUUAGGAACAAAGGACGCCGACUUGCCUAUUUGUAGCGUUGUUAAAGCGCCCAAACUAACCUCCUGUGUAUAUACAUCCAGUCGUUAAAUCAAAGUCAUUCAGAUAUAUCUGACCAACCAGUGGAUUGCGCCUGUGUUCUUUUAACAUGUAUUUAUGUAUGAAGUAAAGCCAUUAAAAUGAAUAUUUUAAUAAUAAUAUCGUUUUUUUUUCUUUUUGUACAAAAGCACUUGAUACCGCACAGUUAUACUUUGUGGACCAAUAUUUUAUUUUCAUGUUGAGAUGUUUAAAAAACAAAAGAAAAUGGCAAAAAAAAGAAGAAAUUAGAAGAAAGAGAAAAAAAAAAGAUAAUUGUGCACCUUCAACAUUAUGCGCUUGGAAUCUCUAAAGGUCAUCUACAUAUGCAGAAAAUAAAUAGAUUUUAAAAAGACAAUCAAAGUAUUGAAUGUUAUACUUAUUUUUGUAACCAACGUUCUAUUUUUUUAGUGUUGUUUGUUUUCCAAACAGGCCGAAAGAAGCAGUGAGCAUGCUAUGUGAGUCAUAUCGGGGCUUAUCCUAAAUGAUAGAUGUUGCCCUUGUCCACUCUCCUCCUCGCUCCCUUAAUGGGAGCUCUGUGGGUUCCUAGAGCUUGCCCCUCCAGGGGAGUCCAGUGGCUUUUGUUGAACAGCCUCUCAUAUGAUGGAAAAACUGAUUGACUCCCACGGCCAUUCAUGUAACUGGUGGUAAAAAUCCGACCCUCUUUUAAGCAGAAAUUUAAUUGCAGGCUUUUGCAAGGGCACUAUUGCCUUCACUAGAGAUACAGGAAGCACUCAAGUUGCUGUUGACAGUAUGCGGCAAACACUGCUUGCUCACUUGCCUCAAAGUAAUUUACUGUGGGGAGAUAAAUCGUGCUGUGUUAAGAAUGUUCCAUAUGUGUGUGUGUGUGUGUGUGGGUUAUGUACAGUAUAGAAAUUACACACAGUGCACAUAGUCAUCUCAGUGUUGUCUGUGUUUCAGUAAACAGAAUUAUUUGGAAGAAUGUGCUUCAACUGUUGAUUGUCUUUCGGCAGCACUACAAAUAUUCAGAACGGACCCAGAACAAGAUGCAGGAAAUGAAGCAUAUUUUUGUGACCAGAGGUGGAGAGGAAAGGUAGCAUCUGAGUUGCAGUUAGGGAUAUUUAACCAUGUUUCUUAUUUAUUGGUGCAUGUGGAAACUGACACCUUGCUAAUUUUUGCUUAGAAACUGCAUGUCAUCGUGCUUUUUUGGAUUGUGCUAUUUGGGUAGGUGGGCUGUGCUAAGCCUAUAUCAGCACCACUCCCCCCCACCCCCUCCUUCAGAUGUGUUGGAAAUGUGAACAAGGAGGGCUA
Messenger RNA from Anarrhichthys ocellatus (wolf-eel), 2175 nucleotides. It is a transcript of the gene adcyap1b, whose product is annotated as adenylate cyclase activating polypeptide 1b. The transcript is spliced from 5 exons. Lineage: Eukaryota; Metazoa; Chordata; Actinopteri; Perciformes; Anarhichadidae. Gene Ontology annotation, cellular component: neuron projection; perikaryon; extracellular region. The record is from RefSeq and is a predicted model, not a curated record. Gene Ontology annotation, molecular function: pituitary adenylate cyclase activating polypeptide activity; neuropeptide hormone activity; peptide hormone receptor binding. Bases 339 to 866 code for a protein of 175 amino acids. Gene Ontology annotation, biological process: adenylate cyclase-activating G protein-coupled receptor signaling pathway; positive regulation of ERK1 and ERK2 cascade; regulation of protein localization.